GCAUAAGAUAUAUAAUGAUUCAUGACAAGUGUACAACAAGUGUACUCUCUUUGAAAGUUCGUGAACACAAAAACGCACAUUUUUAUCCGAUUUUCGAUCAAUAUAUAUUACAUCUGUUGCUAAAGCUGAUAUUUUUUACUGCAAUCAUCGCGUGCUAUACUCACAUACGAGAGACGUGAGCCCCCUCAAUACACUCAUAUUCUCAAUAAUGGCGUCUCCUCGGCCCAAAUCACCACGAAUUCCGAUCACGAAAAAAGAGGACAAGGAGGAGAGCUUUUGGGAUAAAAUCGGAACACUCGGACGGAAGAAACGUAUUAAGGAAGUACAAGAUGUUCAAGAAGAAGGAAAAUAUGCGAUUGAUUCACCUGGAUAUGCUGCUAAUCCUGAUAUGCCACCAGAGGAGUAUGCUCUUGAUGAGAAUGAAGAACGUUCCAUGAUAGAACCAAAAUCUUUGGAAGAUCCUAAACUGCAAGAAUUGAUAUCUAUUUUAAUCGAAUGGAUCAAUGACGAAUUGGCUGAUCAGCGAAUUAUUGUGAAGGAUAUUGUUGAAGAUCUUUAUGAUGGACAAGUGCUACAAAAACUAUUAGAAAAAUUGACUGGAGAGAAACUGGAUGUACCUGAAGUAACUCAAUCCGAGGAAGGACAGAAACAAAAACUCACUGUUGUCUUGUCCGCCGCUAAUCGGGUAUUGGGACGAUAUCCGCCUUAUAAAUGGAGCGUGGAAUCUAUACAUUCGAAGAAUAUCGUCGCAAUUUUGCACCUACUAGUUGGUCUAGCUCGGUUGUUUCGCGCUCCCGUUAGAUUGCCAGAAAGAGUUAUCGCAGAAGUAGUUGUGGUACGUAAAAAGGAUGGCCAGCUUAUACACAGAACGGUGAGAGAAGAAUUAACAACAACGUAUGACGAUUUGGGUAUGCGUUGUGAACGCGACGCAUUCGAUACUCUUUUCGACCAUGCACCCGAUAAAUUGGCUGUUGUGAAAAAAUCUUUGGUAACAUUCGUAAAUAAACACUUGAACAAAGUACAUUUGGAAGUGACUGAUCUGGAUACUCAAUUCCACGAUGGUGUCUUCCUGACUCUGCUACUUGGUCUUUUAGAAGGCUUUUUUGUCCCAUUAGGUAGCUUUCAUUUAACACCAAAGACCAUUGACCAGAAAGUUCAUAAUGUUUCAUUUGCAUUUGAUAUUAUGCGAGACAUUGGACUACCAAAACCCAAAGCUCGUCCUGAAGAUAUUGUAAAUUUGGAUCUGAAAUCUAUCCUCCGUGUAUUGUAUAAUCUCUUCACCAAAUAUAAGGGGAUAAAUUAAAAGGGAAUUGUGUCAACAUGAUCGUACCUGUCGCCGUCGCUUCAAGCUCCAAGAUGAUCGAUCGGGCAACACACAAUCACACAUACGUGACAGCUGUCCCUAUUGUUUUUCAUUUUGUUCGACGAAAGUGCAUUUUGCAUUCGUGCACGAGACGCAAUUCGAUGUGGAUCAUUGUCAAUGAAUAUCGCCUGAUACUGUAGUAAAUAUACGUAAAUAGCUGAUGUAUAUCGAUCGAUAAUGCACGCCAGUGUAGAAAUAAUUUUAGAAUCCUAUAUAUUUUUAUUCCUUUUUUUCUCACGUUUUAUUUUUCUUUCUCUUUAUAUCGAUCGUAAUAACAUCGAUUGCUAGAAUCACGUUUCACUUGCAAUCUCUUUCUAUGCUAAUCUCUAUAAAUUGAGAUUAAUAAUACAAUGAAAUUAACAUGAUAUCGAAUAUAGAAUAUGAAAAGUUA
Cataglyphis hispanica is the source of this 1754-nucleotide messenger RNA. It is a transcript of the gene parvin, whose product is annotated as beta-parvin. The coding region runs from base 209 to 1303 and encodes 364 amino acids. Gene Ontology annotation, cellular component: focal adhesion; actin cytoskeleton; cytoplasm. Gene Ontology annotation, molecular function: actin binding. The transcript is spliced from 7 exons. NCBI's taxonomy places the organism in Eukaryota, Metazoa, Arthropoda, Insecta, Hymenoptera, Formicidae. The record is from RefSeq and is a predicted model, not a curated record. Gene Ontology annotation, biological process: substrate adhesion-dependent cell spreading; cell projection assembly; actin cytoskeleton organization.